Hypoxylon fragiforme is the source of this 1977-nucleotide messenger RNA. Its product is annotated as S-adenosyl-L-methionine-dependent methyltransferase. Lineage: Eukaryota; Fungi; Ascomycota; Sordariomycetes; Xylariales; Hypoxylaceae. The coding region runs from base 147 to 1664 and encodes 505 amino acids. Gene Ontology annotation, molecular function: methyltransferase activity. The transcript has 3 exons. The record is from RefSeq and is a predicted model, not a curated record.
GCGAGCCCAUCCCGAACUUCUUUAGCUAUCAGAUGCAUAUACGCAUGGCUGCUUGAAUGUCUCAGAUCAUUAUUCAUCACCUGACUCAUGACAUAUAACGACAAGUCUAUCAAAAUCUCCAGUCUUUAUUCGCUUCUUUGUUGACCAUGGCCGACUUCAGUCGUGGCUCAACCGUCGUUGUCUCUCCCAAGCUACAACAUCAGACCCAUGCCCACCUUGCCCCCAAUAUUUCGCACUAUACAUCACGACCGUUCCUUUUAUCCCAGAUCCAAAAGGAAGGGAUCUCCACCUUCCCGAUCACUCUGCCACGACUUCGAAUUGAUUCCGUUACGGGAGUGGCACAUUUUAAUACCACGAAUAGCCCACUCCCUCCAAGCCGACCCUUUGAGCGUUCCGGCGGCCCAUCCACGAGCUGCCCCACCAAGAACUCUGGGCUUUCAGCCAAAUUCAGUUGGAAUUUCCACCUACCGUCCAUAGAAAGCUGCGACGCCGGAAAGUCUUCGGUGCGCCAUCUAGCGAGUGGAUUUCCUAGCGCCGAUGUCUACCCUAUAUAUCCACAAUCCACCUCGCCGAUGGCGCAAGAAGACAGAUACGAUGUUAAUGCACAUAUGCAUGGAGAAAUACCCGGGGGGAUAUAUGGGGGCCAACAACAGUUAGGGGGCGAUGCUGAGGCCCAUGGAAUGGUCGAAGCUAGAUCUAUUACGGAAGAGGACGAUGCAAUCGACGAUGCAGGCUACGAAUCGGACCCGGCGACAACUACAUCUACGUCCAUGUCAUCAAGUGUUUGGGACUUUUCCUUUGAGAAUGGCCGAAGAUACCAUAAGUUCAGGGAAGGCCGAUACAAUUUCCCCAACGAUGAUGUCGAACAGGAACGCGAGGACAUGAAGCAUACUAUGCUCAAAAUGCUGUGUCAUCAAUUGCACUUUGCGCCCAUCGGAGAGAAUCCGCAACAGAUACUCGACGUUGGGACAGGGACAGGAAUAUGGGCAAUCGAGAUGGGCGAUGAAUACCCCAGCGCAAAUGUUCUCGGCGUUGAUUUGAGCCCAAUUCAGCCACAAUGGGUACCUCCCAACGUCCGAUUCAUGGUCGAUGAUGUAGAAAGCCCCUGGCUUCAACCCCAAAAUUACUUCGACUACAUACACUCGCGACACACGAUCAUGGCCAUUAAAGACUGGGAGAAACUUUUGAGGACGGCAUAUGAACACUUGAAACCGGGCGGUUGGAUGGAAAUACAAGAAAUCCACCACUUCCCCAUGAGCAGCAACAACACGCUACCAGAAGGCCACCCCGUUAGCCAAUACUGGAAGUACGUCGACGAAGGCCUCGAAAAUCUCGGCGUCAACCUGAGGUUCUCGGACAAAGGCCGGAUCGCCGACCUGAUGCGACAGUGCGGAUACGUCAACGUGACCGAGCGGGUCUUCCAUGUGCCCAUAGGCACCUGGCCUCGGAGCAAAACGCUCAGAAGCGUCGGGCUUUAUUGGAAGAAUAUUCUGCUCGACGGGAUCCAAGCCAUAGCCCUCGGGCCGAUGACCAGGGGUCUUCACUGGUCCAGGGAACAAGUAGAGACGUUCCUCGUUUCGGUUAGGAGGGGUUAUCACGACAACUCGAUGCUCCUGUACAUGCCGCUUGUCUGUGUGUACGGGCAGAAACCAGAGACCCAGUAAAUUGCCUACUUACCUAGGUACCUAAGCACCUAUUUUAAGUUAGGGGGUACGAGUCACACGGCGGGAACUCAUCAUGUAACGGCAACCUCAAAACCCCCAUACAAAAAAAGGAAAUCGAACAAAAGGGGAUCGAUCUUUUAGGGGGAAGGAAAAGACGGAUGGAUCGAUGUAGGUAGAGAAGAAGAUUGCUAACCUUGGAAAGUUAGGUAGGAAGAGGGAAGAAGGAGACAAUCAUUAGUCUGACUAAUUUAGAUUCUUUAGCUACCCUUGCUCUCAGGAGCUGCUUUUAUUGGAGAAUUACUACUAUACAUGG